AUGUCGUCACCAUGGGUUGCAAAAUGUCAACCAAAUAUGUAUAUUUUGAUACUUUCUAUUGCUGUAGGUAUAUCUCAUGCCGCUAAAUCGAAGCGGGGUGAAUUAUCGGUUGAAAUUGAGCGACAUUUUCCAUGUUCUACCUCAGGUCCAACUAAGGAGAAUCUACGAAUAAAAUUUCCAAGCUAUAAAUCCGACGGUGUAAAAUUUACAGCCGAGGAAAAUUCCUUUGAUCAUAAAUGUUUCCGAAUGAGUGGUGGAGACGUUGAGGUUGUUGUUGUUGUUGUUGUUGUUGUUGUUGUUGUUGUUGGUGGUGUUGUUGUUGUUGUUGUCAUCAUUAUUGUUGUGUAUCCACCUGGUCUUAAUGGUACCGCUAAAUAUUACAUACAUUUGGAGACUAAAAUUGGCAUCAAUGGUAAACCGGAACGAUGCGUGAACGCAGAUGCGGAUGGUUGUGGCGGUGUAGGCUCAUGUGUUUAUUGUGAUAUUUGUAAAAGUAUGGGUGGUACAUUAAAAAAUUUUGUACAAAUCCUUGAAAAAGGUGAAGUGGCAAAAUGUAAUGCAGAUGGUAUAGCGCCUGGUAAAUAUAAGAAUUUAUCAUUGCGCGUAUGCUUACCAACCAAAGAUGAUUUACUUCCGUUUUUAGAUCAG
Molecule: messenger RNA, 648 nt
Organism: Acanthocheilonema viteae
Lineage: Eukaryota; Metazoa; Nematoda; Chromadorea; Rhabditida; Onchocercidae
Source: the annotation of a GenBank genome assembly